Molecule: messenger RNA, 1413 nt
Organism: Nicrophorus vespilloides
Lineage: Eukaryota; Metazoa; Arthropoda; Insecta; Coleoptera; Silphidae
Gene: Abd-A
Product: homeobox protein abdominal-A homolog
Exons: 3
Coding region: 216-1319 (367 amino acids)
Biological process (GO): negative regulation of transcription by RNA polymerase II; anterior/posterior pattern specification
Cellular component (GO): nucleus
Molecular function (GO): DNA-binding transcription factor activity, RNA polymerase II-specific; RNA polymerase II cis-regulatory region sequence-specific DNA binding
Source: RefSeq, a predicted model, not a curated record
UAAAGGAUUCGAAGAAGUAGAGGAGAAGGACGCGUAAGAAUUUCUUCUCUUGGUGUAAAGGGGUUUAAAGAGAGCCCAUCAAAUAGCCCUAAUAUUAUUAAGUGCGCGCGUACCAUCAUCCGAGAGAGCGAGUGUGAAGUGGCCUGGGUAAUAGUUUAAUUGUUCCGGACUAUGACCGGCAGUGCAACGAAGCGGUGGAGUGAUCGGAACCAGCAAUGAGUUCCAAAUUCAUCAUCGAUAGCAUGCUUCCAAAGUACCAUCAGCAAUUCCAUCAUCAGCAGCUGUUCCCCAGCCCGACGACAACGUCCUCCAUCGAAGCAAGCCUAGCCUCCGCCGUCAACUACAGCUCCUCCGGCUCCCCGAGCGGCUCAUCGCCGCAGCACUCAAACAGCAGCGCUUCCUCAACAUCCCCAGCCUCAAGAAUGUAUCCGUACGUCUCCGCAGCCACCGCCGCCGCCCAUCACCAUCACCAGCAGCAGCAGGCGGUGGCAGCAGCCGCUUUCAACGCGGCCGCCGCCUCCGGCACAAUGGUCCCCGGCGGUUUCCCGACGAGCGCGAGCACCGCUGCCCUUGCCGCAGCAGCCGCCGUCGACGCCGCCAACGAUAAGUCCUGCAGGUACACGGCCGGCCUCGCCGGAAACGUCGCCCCAACAGAUUCUAUGGUCAACUACACUCUCGGACAUCACCAUCAAAACGGCGCCGCCGUCUCCGCCGCCAAUUCCGUCAGCGCCGCAUCCGCCUCCAUGGCCGUCGCUGCUCAAUUCUACCAUCAAGCAGCGAGCGCCGUCGUCGACCCGCUGACCUCCUGCUCGCAACCGGCGGCACCCGGCGGACAACCCAUCCCGGACAUACCAAGAUACCCAUGGAUGUCGAUCACAGAUUGGAUGAGCCCCUUUGACCGUGUGGUGUGCGGUGAGUACAAUGGUCCGAACGGUUGUCCAAGGAGACGAGGCAGACAAACGUACACGCGAUUCCAAACGUUGGAGCUGGAGAAGGAGUUCCACUUCAAUCACUACUUGACACGGCGACGGCGGAUCGAGAUCGCUCACGCCCUAUGCUUGACGGAAAGACAGAUCAAGAUCUGGUUCCAAAAUCGGAGGAUGAAGCUGAAGAAGGAGCUGCGAGCGGUGAAGGAGAUCAACGAGCAGGCGAGGAGGGAACGCGAGGAGCAGGAGAGGCACAAGCAGCAACAGCAGGAGAAGCAGCAGAAGAUGGAUAACCAUACGUCCUUACAUCAGCACCAUCACGAGGCCAUGAAGAUGGGCCUCGACAAGGCCGGAGGUGAUCUCCUCAAGGCCGUCUCCAAGGUACCCACAUAGGCUCCGCCCGUCUUCACUCAAAACGCAACGAGUUGCUAUGGGUACAUAGCAUAGGGAAGAAAGCAAAAAUAUGAUAUAAAAAAAAGUGAUGUGA